UACAAGUCGCAAAGCACCGGGAAAUAGAUAUGUUUUACUUUCACUGUCCCCCACAGUUAGAGGGAGAGUGCUGCCGGACGAACACACUGAAUACAAAUGGGUUUGGGAAUCACCCAUCUGGAGACUUCGAUGACGGUUUUUUGCGCAGAAAGCAACGCAGAAACAGGACAACUUUUACCUUACAACAGCUGGAAGCUUUGGAGGCAGUUUUUGCACAGACCCACUAUCCAGACGUUUUUACAAGAGAAGAGCUGGCUAUGAAAAUCAACCUAACAGAGGCCCGAGUCCAGGUGUGGUUUCAAAACCGGAGGGCAAAAUGGAGAAAAACUGAGAGAGGAACUUCGGACCAGGAGGGAGGCAAAGAGCAAAUCAGUGAAGGCAACCCUCCUGCACGAAACCUCAACCAGUCUCCUGUUGACCACAUCAGAAAUAAGAAAGAACUGAUGGAGAUACAGCAAAAUCAUAUUAACAGAGUAGUUGGUUCAGGUGGACCUUUUUUCCCAUCAUGCCUUCCUGGUACUCUGCUGAACACAGCUACUUAUGCACAAGCCUUGUCACAGGUGGCAACUUUGAAAGGAAGCCCAUUGUGUUCCUGCUGCAUGCCUGACACAAUGGGCCUCUCCUUCCUGCCAUCAUAUGGAUGCCAGAGUAACCGGACAGCUAGUGUUGCAGCCCUGCGCAUGAAGGCUAGAGAACACUCUGAGGCAGUACUGCAGUCAGCCAACCUGCUGGGGCUAGGGUCUACAAGUGGGCCUGAAGCAGGGCCAGGGGUUGGGCUGGGACAAAGCACUGUUGCUGUUGGAGGAGGUGAUUCCAGUCCUAACUCUGGUGCGUCUAAGAUCACAUCACUACAGAGAACUCCAGACAAGCAUCUGCACUGCCAAAAGGAGGGUCCAGAUAAGAAAUGA
Molecule: messenger RNA, 908 nt
Organism: Xyrauchen texanus (razorback sucker)
Lineage: Eukaryota; Metazoa; Chordata; Actinopteri; Cypriniformes; Catostomidae
Product: dorsal root ganglia homeobox protein-like
Exons: 6
Coding region: 30-908 (292 amino acids)
Biological process (GO): regulation of transcription by RNA polymerase II
Molecular function (GO): RNA polymerase II transcription regulatory region sequence-specific DNA binding; DNA-binding transcription factor activity, RNA polymerase II-specific
Source: RefSeq, a predicted model, not a curated record